UGAAGCUCCUUCCAAUCUAUCAUAAUCCUUCUCAAGGUCUAUUUUGAGGUUCAUGAAGCCCACAUUCCCUUUCUUUCCACUCAUAGUAUGAAGAAUUUCCUGAGCUAUGAUGACAUUGUCCAUACCUUUUAUACCCGAAACAAAAGCAACUUGCAUUGAGGAGAUAAGAUUGGAUAGAAAGGGUCUGAGUCAAGCAACUAUAAUCUUCGUGAUGAUCUUAUACACUGUGUUGCACAAACUUAUUGGGCGCAAGCUGCCAAUUCCAUCAGCUCCUGUAUGCUUGGGAGUAAGUGUAAUGAGAUUUUUAUUUAUGUGCUUCGGGACCUUAUCAUUAUUAAAGGCCCCUUUUACCAUAUUUGUCACUGUUUCUCCAACCAACAGCCAAAAACAACUGGAAAAAGCCAAGAUGUGGCCCAUCAGGUCCUUGUGCCAAAAAAGGUUUUAGGGACCACAACGCUUCUUUAACUUCUAAACUUCAAUUUUACCAAAUAACGAGUAUGUUUGCUGAUUGUUCAAAAUUGAAAUUCAAGUCAAGCACACAACUGUUCGAUGAAAUGCUUCUUCAAGAUAUUGAACCUAUUUGCUUGGAUGACCUAUGCUACUCAUCGAGCCAAUUGUUAAGGGAUGCAACAAACACAUGGGAAGUGAAUGCUUCUGUUAAACCACCUAAUGUACUUUUCAGUAGUUUCCUUGGCAGUAUAGCACAUGAUCAGAUGUUGAAGGCCAUUUCUUCAGUCAAUAUUUUGGGGAAAAUUGGGCAAUUUCUUGAGAUUAUGGUAGUGCUUUGGUCAAAUUGGUCCGCAUCUGCCCUCAUCAUCCAAUGCGGGGGUAAGGGUGGGGCUAUAGUUUAA
Messenger RNA from Quercus lobata, 851 nucleotides. RefSeq lists its product as uncharacterized. Bases 498 to 851 code for a protein of 117 amino acids. The record is from RefSeq and is a predicted model, not a curated record. The transcript has 4 exons. NCBI's taxonomy places the organism in Eukaryota, Viridiplantae, Streptophyta, Magnoliopsida, Fagales, Fagaceae.